Ochlerotatus camptorhynchus is the source of this 378-nucleotide messenger RNA. RefSeq names its product ejaculatory bulb-specific protein 3-like. Lineage: Eukaryota; Metazoa; Arthropoda; Insecta; Diptera; Culicidae. The transcript has a single exon. The record is from RefSeq and is a predicted model, not a curated record. The coding region runs from base 1 to 378 and encodes 125 amino acids.
AUGAAAUUCCUCAUUUUGCUUGGCAUUCUGGCUGUGGCUGCCGCCCAAGAAGCCACCUAUAACAGCAGAUACGACAACAUCGAUGUGGAAGAAAUCUUGAAAUCCGACCGUCUCUUCAAAAACUACUUCAACUGUCUGAUAGACGCUGGUCCAUGUAGUCCGGAAGGAACUGACUUGAAGAAGUAUCUCCCCGACGCCCUGGAGACCGGCUGUUCCAAGUGUACCGAGAAGCAGCGUGAUACGGGCAACAAGGUCAUCUCUUGGUUGAUCGAGAACCGUCCGGAAGAGUGGACCUCGCUGAAGAACAAGUACGACCCGGACAACAAGCUAACCAACCGCUACCCUGAACUGGCUGCCAAGGCGGGAAUUUCCCUGUAG